AUGCGGAAGUUCCGAACCGGAGCCGUGCCACCACGGAUAGCCCAGCCGAUAGUCUUUCGGACCGGAGUUCUGGCGAAUUUGCACUCAGCCUGUGCGCUGGUGUCGCUGAAGGUUGACGACGACAAGCCGCGGGAUUUGUCGAUGUGGCAAGAAGCUCGCCGAAGGGCUGGCCUGAGGUUGUCGGGGCCCGCACGAGUGGCGGCGGUGCCUUCUUCAGCAUCUGCCCAAGCCUUCGAUCGCACACUACGGUGCGCCUACCUCUUGCCCAACCGCACCUGCCUGGACUCCUGCGAUGACGGGUACUACAAGGACGACAGUGGUGCCACCGAGGACACCGGGGGUGUCUGCACCGAGUGCUAUGAGACCUGCAGCAAGUGCUCGGGUCGGGAGACCUGCAGCGAAUGCCAGCAGCACACCUACCUCUCCCGAGUGGACUACAUGUGUCGGUCCACAUGUGAGGAUGGCUUCUACCAGAAGGGCGUCGCGGAGGUUGGGAACACGUGCGAGGCUUGCCCUGGCAGCUGCAGCCUCUGCAGCAGUGCGGAGAAAUGCUCAGCCUGCACCGAGGGGUUCUUCCUGACGCCCAACGAGACCUGCGAUGAGAGUUGCCCAGACGGAUACUAUGGCAACUCCUCCCUGGGCUCGUGCGAGUCCUGCCCCGCCUUCUGCGACAGGUGCUCAGACGCGAACACCUGCAUGGACUGCAUGAAGUCGCGGACCCUCACCGCCGCCGCCACUUGCGACUUCGUGUGCCCCGAGGGCUUCUACAAGAAUGGCACGGGAACCAUCGGGGACUCCUGCCAGCGCUGCCCGUCCGGCUGCGGGCGCUGCAUCGCGGGGAUGUUCUCCCCGGUGGUGUGCCUGGAGUGCGUGGACUACAACUUCCUCACGCACCGGGGCGAGUGCGUGAAGAUCUGCCCGGAGGGCUACUACCCAGAAGCCGGCGAUGGGCCGAUCGGCGGGAUGUGCAAGACCUGCGACCCCACCUGCGUGGCGUGCCGCAGCCAGCUGGAGUGCACGAAGUGCAAGGUGCUGCACUUCUUGACGCCGGAGGCGAAGUGCGAGCUCGACUGCCCCAGGGGCUGGACGGAGAAGGGGGGUAUGGACCUGCAGAACCCGGGGGUGUGCGUGCCCUGCGCGGACAACUGCGCGGCCUGCCACAGCCUGGAGGUGUGCCAGGUGUGCACGAACUUCAACUACUUGCACCAGGGAAGUUGUGCAAGGUCCUGCCCGGUGCGGUUCUUCGAGUUGAACACGGCCAAGUGGGAGAAGGAGGGCCGGCUCUGCAGCGUCUGCAGGGAGAACGACUAUGAAUGCUCCGCCCCGAACGCGCUGGUGGGCCAGCAGAGGGAAGAGAUGACGAUCCAAGCCCAGAGCUGUCAGAAUGACUACUACCUGGAUGACAAAGAGUGCGUGCAGAAAGAGAAGUGCCCUGUAGGCACCUGGCCCAGGCGGGGCUCAGAGGGCGCCCAGGACCCCGGAAACUUCAUCGGGGGCGUGUGCGAGGAGUGCCCCUACAACUGCGAGGCCUGCUCUUCUCCCGUCAGGUGCACGUCGUGCAGAAGGAACACCUACCUCAGCCCAGAGAUGUUCUGCGAGGAGCGGUGCCCCGUGGGUUUCUUCGAGCAGGGCACCGCGGAAACCAAGCGCAGCUGCCAGCCCUGCUCCACCAACUGCAGCGCCUGCGAGUCCUCUGCCUUCUGCACACAGUGCACCAACGGCGCGUAUCUGACGGAGGACUUCACCUGUGAGCCCUCCUGCCCCGAGGGCUUCUACCCCAGGCACCCCCCAGACGGAUCUUCAGACGGCCGUACCUGUGAGAAGUGCCUGGGGGAUUGCCUCACCUGCGAGACCCGGUACUCGUGCACGAAGUGUAAGAACUCGGCCUACCUUACUCACAAGAAGGAGUGCCUGCCGGAAUGCCCGGCCACGCACUACCCGGACGGGUCGGAUGAGGAUGAAGGCCGGUUCUGCAUCGAGUGCCUGGGGACCUGUUCGGAGUGCAGCGGGCCCUACAACUGCACCCAGUGCAAGACGCCGACCUUCCUGACCUCCCACGCCUCCUGCGAGUCCUCCUGCCCUGAAGGAUAUUACAUGGAGGUGGGCCGUGACGUGCAUAACUACUGGGGCCUCAAGGUGGGAGGCCUCUGCAAGAGUUGCCCUGAGAACUGCAAUCGAUGCCUGGGCAGUGGCUGCAUGGAGUGCAACAAGUUCACGUACCUGGACUCCAACGGCGAGUGCGUGGAGCGCUGCCCCGACGGCUACUUCGGCCGCGGCACCGCGGAGCUGGGACGAGUGUGCGCGCCCUGCUCGGCUUCUCAUGGCCUGUGCUUGAACACAAGCUACGUGCUGGAGUGUGGGGAGAACACCUACCUGGACCCCUGGAACAUCACCUGUGUGCAGACUUGCCCCGAUGGCUACUUUGGGUUGGACGGCGAAAGCAAGGAGGGCGGCCCCAAGAUCGGCGGCACCUGCGAGAAGUGCCUAGGCACCUGCAAGAAAUGCAGCUCCUCCGUGGUCUGCGAAGUCUGCUGGGACGGCACAUUCCUGAACCCCCGCACUGGCAGGUGCGCGAUGGAGUGCCCCUCCGACCACUACAUGGUGGGCUUCGGUGUGGAGGGUCGCAUCUGCAAGCCUUGUCCUCUGGAAGCUGCGGGUUGCGUCAAUGAGACCUGGUUCUUCGAGUGCCGGGGCGACAACCAAUAUCUGGCCGUUGGAGGAGGCACUUGCACCACCAAGUGCCCCGAUGGUUACUUCGGACGUCCUGGCGUGCAACUUGAAGAAGAUGGCCCGCUGAUCGGCGGCACCUGCGAAAAAUGCGUGGGCAACUGUCAGCGCUGCAAGUCUGCGAAGGAGUGCCUGCAGUGCAAAGGUGGCACCUACUUUGACCCCAUCAGCUUCAAGUGCUCCUUCGAGUGCCCGUCAGACCACUUCAUGGUGGGCAUCGGGGAUAUGGGCCGCGAGUGCAAGCCCUGCCCACAACUCUUCGGCGCCUGCGUGAACGAGACUUUCGCAACCCAGUGUCGUGGGGAUCAGCAGUAUUUGGUGCCGGCGGGGGGCGCUUGCUCAUCCAGCUGCCCCGCGGGCUUCUUCGGGCGGCCAGGCGUGGUGAUGUCGGAGGAGGAGCCUUUGAUCGGCGGCACCUGCGAGCAGUGCAUCGCGCCCUGCGAGACCUGCUUCUCCGCCACCGAGUGCAAGACCUGCAAGGGCGGCACCUACUUGAACCCCUACGACCACGGCUGCCGCUUCGAUUGCCCUCCGGACACCUUCAUGAGCGGCACAGGAGUCUUUCGGAGCCUUGAGCUCGAGCCCGGAUGA
Messenger RNA from Effrenium voratum, 3318 nucleotides. NCBI's taxonomy places the organism in Eukaryota, Dinophyceae, Suessiales, Symbiodiniaceae. The record is from the annotation of a GenBank genome assembly.